AUGCGCACUGUAGACCCGGAGCGAUGGCCCGUGAGGGUUGGACGCACCCGGCUCGUGGCGGCGCCGCCCGGCCCGGGCCUGCGCGAAGCCCGGCUGCGCGCCAGCGUGGCCGACGCUGUCGGGGAAUUCUGGCAGCGCGGCCCCAUCAGUGGACACACAUACGUCAAAGAAGCUGCGAAUAAUAAACUAAGGGGGGUGUACAUAUGUCUGUUGCUGUGCGCGGUGGUGUGCGGCGUAGCGGUGAGCGUGGCGGUCGAGCAUGCGCUGGCAGGCCGGGUGCCCACCGCGACCACCCGGCUGGCCGGUGGACGUCAGCUGCGCCGCCUCGACUUCCCCGCGGUCGCCCUCUGCGCCACCAACCUCGUCAGCCGAGCCGCGUUGCGUGACUACGCCCGCAAACUGAGCGAGCUGGACGGCAACCGGACAUACGCGCGCCAAGAGCUGGAACGGCACCUGACGGCAUUCGGUGCGCUCAGCGAGAUGGUGGGCGCGCCCGCGGACCUCGAUGUGCGCUUCGCCAGCUUCCUGGCCACGCUUGGCCAUCGCAACGUUUCCGACAUCGCCUACAGGCUGGCGCCGCGCUGCUCGGAGCUGCUGGUGCGGUGCACAUGGCGGGCAAGAGCCAUGCCGUGCGAGCGGCUGUUCGCGGCCCGCGCCACUCCGCACGGCUACUGCUGCACCUUCAACGCCCGUUACCAGUGAG
Messenger RNA from Papilio xuthus (Asian swallowtail), 703 nucleotides. Its product is annotated as sodium channel protein Nach-like. Gene Ontology annotation, cellular component: membrane. Gene Ontology annotation, biological process: sodium ion transport. Gene Ontology annotation, molecular function: sodium channel activity. The transcript has 4 exons. The coding region runs from base 1 to 702 and encodes 233 amino acids. The record is from RefSeq and is a predicted model, not a curated record. Lineage: Eukaryota; Metazoa; Arthropoda; Insecta; Lepidoptera; Papilionidae.